This is a messenger RNA of Tripterygium wilfordii, 1626 nucleotides long. RefSeq lists its product as uncharacterized. The transcript has 5 exons. The record is from RefSeq and is a predicted model, not a curated record. Gene Ontology annotation, molecular function: protein binding. Bases 368 to 1408 code for a protein of 346 amino acids. Gene Ontology annotation, biological process: RNA processing. NCBI's taxonomy places the organism in Eukaryota, Viridiplantae, Streptophyta, Magnoliopsida, Celastrales, Celastraceae.
CCAAAGCCGAUAAACUCGUGAAUGUACGGCUCGCAGUCACAAGAAGGGCAUGAUUUACAGGUCCCAAAGCAAGCUCAAGAAGAUUUGACUAAUUGUAGAAUUGAUUCACAUGUCGAGCAAAAGAGACCACACCAUUUCUCUUUCAGAGUCCGAGCACAUGCUUUGACGGACACAAAACAUCAAACACUUCACGAUCACAAAACCCGCCUUCUAUCAUUUCCUGCGCCACCUCAACUUGACACCAUUCAUUGCUCUCCAAUCUCUAUCCCGGCUUCUGGGUUCUCUUAGAAACCCAAUAGUUUAGGAGGAUUUCGAAAAACCCAGUUCGGUCGAAGCUUCGAAGGAUUGUUGUUGGUGUAGCACAGCCAUGUUGCAUAGUGCACCGUCUUUUUCCGUAUUCAAUACGGUUGAUGGGUCAGACGAUGAAGGAGAGAAUCGACAAGAAGAUCAGGGAUUGAAUAGAACUGCUACAAUCGGAGAUAACAUUGAAGCAAUGAAUGGUGGGGAGUUCAGUUUUGGGAAGAGGGGUAUGGAAUUGAUUGAGGAGGAGCAGAAGGAGGAUGAAGAAGCUUUGAAUGGGAUUCAAAGUUUGGCCUUUGGAGAAGAAGUGGAACGCCCAGCUAGUCCUCCUCUAUAUCUCGCUACAGGGCUUGGGAUCCAAAGUAAUAGUCCUGGCGGUGUUGAUAUGAAUCCAUCAAACUUCGAUGACAGUGGUGAUGCUGAAGAAUAUUAUAGGAGGAUGGUUGAUGAAUAUCCGUCCCAUCCUCUGAUUCUCAUAAACUAUGCUCAGCUAUUACAGUCCAAGGGAGACUUUCAUGGAGCAGAGGAAUAUUAUCUUCGUGCUACCCUGGCAGACCCUGAAGACAGUGAUGUACUACUGCAGUAUGCUAAAUUGGUGUGGGAACAACAUCGAGAUCAAGAAAGAGCCUUGAGUUACUUUGAGCGUGCUGCAAAAGCUUCUCCUCAAGAUAGCAAUGUUCUUGCAGCAUAUGCUGGGUUCCUCUGGGAAAUAGAAGACGAUGCAGAAACUGAUGUUACUGCAUCUGAUGCUGAUGAGGGCCAGAGUGUUGAGGACUAUUAUAGAAGGAUGGUAAAAGAAAAUCCUCACAACCCUUCGGUCCUCAAAACUUUCGCUGUUUUUCUGUCUCAGUCUAAAGGAGAUCUUCUGGGAGCUGAAGAAUAUUACUUGCGUGCGGUAGAGGCUGCUCCUGAGGAUGGUGAGACUAUGUCACAUUAUGCUAGGUUGCAGUGGGAACUUCAUCGUGACCAUGACAAAGCCUUACAUUAUUUUGAAAGAGCUGUUAAAGCUACCCCUGAUGAUAGCGAUGUUCUUGCUGCAUAUGCUAGGUUUCUCUGGGAAACAGAUGGUGAUGAGGAAGAUAGCGGAAGCCAUGAUCAACUUCAGUAGACCAUUUCCAAGAAGGUGCCAUGACCAACAGAGAAUACAACUGUGAAGACAGAUUACUAGAUAUUAGUGAGCAUCAAAAUGCAACUAGUAUAACCACCUUCCGUAUCAUGUAAUCUUGAGGAAAUCCACUGCUUCGUUUGCUGCCCUAUUCAUUUUUCUUUUUUGAAAUAGAACUGUUUGAACGAGUCGCUUUGUUCAAUGUGUUUACCAGUGCAAAU